AUGCACCGUCUGCAGUUUCUUGUUGCGCCUACCAGCACUUUAGUUAGAUCCCUAACGGGGUACAACACUGUGCUUGGUACUGGGACUUUGCCUCAGGGAUUCGUGAAAACACUUCAAGAGGAUUUGAACGAGGAGGAAAUAUACCGGAGACAGUCUGGAAUAGGUGAAACUCUUCGAAAUUGCAUUAGGCAUAGUGAUUUAGACCAUAUUGAAAGCCCAGAGUCUGAUGCGGCACAUUUGCAGAAGGUAGAAUCUAUGAUGGAAAAUCUUUUUAGCAAGAUCCCACUACCUCUAGACCCAAUGAAAACUGCGUUGGCACCUACUGAAGAAGAGUUAAGGGAAAGAGAAGAGCAUGAAGUGCUGAAAGAGGCAGUUCGUGAGCAGUACCUUCGUCAAAAAGCGUAUAAAGCGGCAGAAGAAACCAGGAUAUCUGAGGCAAUGAAACGCUACGAAGUUGAUAAUGGGGAUCAAAAAGUUUCUAGUUCUUUGAACAAAAAGGAGACAUGUAAUGAUUCGCUAGAACUUCGCCGAAAGAUAGACGAUAUGAAACGUCAAAUCGAAAAGCUUGAGAAACUCCUUGAGUCAAAAUCUCCCAGUUCAUGUUAA
This is a messenger RNA of Trypanosoma theileri, 606 nucleotides long. RefSeq lists its product as uncharacterized. Lineage: Eukaryota; Euglenozoa; Kinetoplastea; Trypanosomatida; Trypanosomatidae. The transcript has a single exon. The record is from RefSeq and is a predicted model, not a curated record. The coding region runs from base 1 to 606 and encodes 201 amino acids.